UUUUGAAAAGUCCAAGCUGUUCUUGAUCUGUUGCCGUGCGUACUUUUUUUUUCAUGACAAUUGCAUACUCUGGUUUAGUACACUUGUAUCAGGCGAAGAAGCGCAAGUAGGUAAUUAAGUACAGAGCAGCAUUCAAAGCAUACAAAGUGCAGCCUAUUGUACCGCGAAUAUAGCAUAUAAAUGCAUAGCUACAAUAGGUACAGAAACGACCGGUUUUACCAUGUUUACGUUCAUCGAACAAUACGGUUGGGAUUUACAACGGUAUCGCCGUAAUCUCGUAUUCGCGAAUAAAAACCAACAGUUGCUCGGUUACGUUCUCGAUAACGCUGUAACUUCCGCACCUCGUUACUUUUAUCGACAUCAUUUUUUUCGAUCGACUGUUUUACAAUUACACGUUCAGGGAUUUCAAUGAUCGUUGGUUGGUGUACGGCUGAAAUACGAAGCAUUGCGGCACACGCGAGUGGAAAAUGGCGUAAUCGCGGCGGUGAACUACUCGACUAGACGGUGAAGCAUCGUCGCAAACUUUUUCAAUUUACGAGUUCUCGACAUGGUGGCACUAAAACAAACGGCGCUUAGUUCGAACGCAAACGUGUUCGUUCUUUUCCUGCGUCCGACCAACGCACGCACUCGUCCGUUUUAAUAGAAACGAGUCUUCCGAACGAAAGCAAACUUAAACGCAUCGACGUUGAACAAGUUCCAAACUUCGCAGGACAAACUGAAAAAUAGCGGGAGUCUAUCAGUAAUUCAAAAUUACAUUUUAACCUAGUAAAUAUUAAAAUACGCAAAUAGUAUCGAAAACAUUAGUGGUCCAGACAUUUAAACACUUAUGAGCCAAUUUAUCACGGUACAAGUUGGACAAUGCGGGAAUCAAAUCGGUUCAGCAUUUUGGCCUUUGGUAUUACACGAGUAUGGUAUACAAUCAACGAAUACUCCCGUGAAUUUACUGAAAACACAACGUACCCAUAGUAAAACUACAAAUGAUUUAUGCAAUGCGUUUCAUAGUUUUUUUUCUAUACCUGAUAAUUCGCAUGAUAAGUGCUUUAAAACUAUAACUGAUUUAAAAAAAGCUAAAGUUAAAGCUAGGGCAAUCCUAAUAGAUAUGGAAGAUAGCGUUAUAGCAGGAUUAAAGAAAGGUCCGUUAAACAAUUUAUUCGAUGAAACUUGUAUUGUAACAAAUUAUCCAGGAUCUGGGAAUAAUUGGGCUGUAGGUUAUUAUACUCAUGGUACAGAAUAUCAUGAUAAAUUAGAGGAUAGCAUUAGGCGCACAGUAGAAAAAUGUUGUCGACUACAUGGCUUUCUAUUUAUGCAUUCCCUUGGAGGUGGUACUGGUUCUGGAUUAGGAACAGCUACCUUAAAAUUGAUAGCUGACCUCUAUCCUAAUGUGGACAGGUACUUUUACAAAAUAAAAAUCUACAUGCUUUUCUUACAUUUAGCAUUUUUCAGAUUAGUAUCUUGCAUAUAUCCAACAAUUAUGCAAGACGUUGUUACAGCUCCAUAUAAUGCAUUAUUAGCGACGCGCGAACUUAUGGAACACGCAACGUGCGUAUUUCCAAUUGAAAAUACAUCGCUUUUAGACAUAUGUGCCUCACAAUUAAAUAAGAAAGAGAAUAUGGAUCAGAUAAAUUACAAUGUAUCGUGCAAACCGUUUCAAGAUAUGAACAGUAUCGUUGUGAAUAUGCUUCUUCAUUUAACUAGCGGAUCUAGAUUUCCUGGUGUUUUAAAUAUGGAUAUGAAUGAAAUAGCAACGAAUCUUGUAGCAUAUCCGAAGCUACAGUAUAUAUUUAGCAGCGUUAGUCCGGUAGCUUUAACCGCACCAACGAUAUAUACUAUGCAAGGGACAAAAUUGCAAGAUGAAUUGUUUGUCAAUGCAUGGUCACGAAAGAAUCAGUUGAUUAAAGUUGAUCCGCUACGGUCAAGUUCUGUAAUUCUAAGUGCCGCACAUAUCGCAAGAGGAAAUUGUUCUAUGACCGAUUUACAACGAAAUAUUGAAAGGUUUCAAGACAAAUUCAAGUUCACGGAAUGGAGCAGAGAAGCUAUGAAAUUAGGUUUGUGUUCCAUACCUCCAGCUGGACACUCAGCCUCUGUGUUAUGUCUCUUAAACUCAACUGCGAUGUCAUCAUUGUUUAAAAAUAUUAUAAAUCAAUUUACUACAUUAUAUAAGAGAAAGGCACAUGUGCAUCACUACACGAAAGUUCAGGGUUUCGAAGAAACAUAUUUUACCGACAGUAAGGAGACAAUUACAAAUUUAGUGGCACAAUAUGCAGAAUUACAAAAUAGAAAUCAAAUAGAUAUUUCUCGGCUGAAGAUAAUUUAAUCUCGAUUC
Hylaeus anthracinus is the source of this 2323-nucleotide messenger RNA. RefSeq names its product tubulin epsilon chain-like. Gene Ontology annotation, molecular function: GTP binding; structural constituent of cytoskeleton. Gene Ontology annotation, cellular component: cytoplasm; microtubule. The coding region runs from base 827 to 2314 and encodes 495 amino acids. The transcript is spliced from 9 exons. Gene Ontology annotation, biological process: microtubule cytoskeleton organization; mitotic cell cycle. NCBI's taxonomy places the organism in Eukaryota, Metazoa, Arthropoda, Insecta, Hymenoptera, Colletidae. The record is from RefSeq and is a predicted model, not a curated record.